UUUUUUUUUUUGCCUUUCUUUGGAACUUUUAAACUCGAUGAUAUAGGAUGCUACGAAAAUAGAUUUAUAUGCUGCUUGGUUUUCUGAGGAUGUCUUGAGGGUUGGAGUAACGGUGGCUGACUUGGUCUUUACUUAUGCUUAUAUUUGUAUGUGUGUCAACCACUGUUCAUAUUUUUGUUGUACGCGGCUGCUACUCGCUCUUGUUUUUUAUUAAUUGGGUACUCACAAUACUCAGAAAAUAAGGCUAAAGUGCUAAGUUUUCCCUUUUGGCUACACAUUUUUGACAUAUUGUGUGGGUUAGCACCUCGUGCGAAGAGAAUCAGACUGCCAAAUUGUUUUCUUUAAAUGCUACUUGGAAAAACAUUACCGCUCUAGGUGCAAUUAGGAAGAUGGAAAUUCUUCCCGAAUUUGAGAGAGCAAGAGAAGGAUGUGCGGAAUAGCAGUUUUUAAGGAGGGGAUGUCUUGGAAUGUCCAUCAAGGAAAGAGUUCUGCAGCUAGUUUGCUUGAUAUGGUGAAUCCGAUCAAGUAUAGCAGCAUUUCAUCGGGAUUCUCCGCACUUUGGAGAGAACAGGGGCCAUCUUCUCUUUGGAGAGGUUGGUCUGGCAAGUUCUUUGGAUAUGGUGUUCAAGGCGGCUGCAAAUUUGGACUUUAUGAAUACUUUAAGGGGCUUUACUCAAAUGUUUUGGUAGAUCAAAACAGGACUUUCAUAUUCUUUCUCAGUAGUGCAUCAGCACAAGUAUUUGCUGAUGUGGCUCUCUGUCCUUUUGAAGCCAUAAAAGUUCGUGUUCAGACGCAGCCCAAUUUUGCCAAGGGUUUGGUUGAUGGAUUUCCAAAACUUUAUAGAACUGAAGGGUUUGCUGGCUUCUACAAGGGACUUUGUCCACUUUGGGGCCGCAAUGUUCCAUUCUCUAUGAUAAUGUUCUCAACAUUUGAGCAGUCAGUGGACUUUAUUUAUAGAAGUAUCAUUCAAAAGAGAAAAGAAGAUUGUUCCAGAGCUCAACAACUUGGUGUCACAUGCUUAGCAGGGUAUGCAGCUGGAGCAGUUGGUACUGUAGUCUCUAACCCAGCUGAUGUCAUAGUUUCUUCUCUUUACAACAAAAAGGCUGAAAAUGUUUUGCAGGCUGUUAAAAAUAUUGGGCUUUUUAAUCUUUUUACAAGAAGUCUUCCUGUUCGCAUAACACUUGUGGGACCUGUUGUUACUCUGCAAUGGUUCUUUUAUGACACCAUCAAAGUGCUGUGUGGACUGCCUACUAGUGGAGGACUUAACAGACCACUACGAGAAGCCAAUGUAUCAUCUUAAGCUCGUUGGAGGAAAAUCUGCAGUUCCAUCAGGCCAAGUUCUACAAACAUAAAAAGUUAAUGAUCCCUGCAGUGUGGGCAUAUUAUACGUGCUGAUUUUAGAGAUGUCAGAAGUUUAUUUACGCCCAUCUUAAUGUGUACCAUCUAUUAUAAAAGUUUCAACAUGUCAUAAAAUCGUUCUUUCCAUUCUCUUUCCCCUCCUUUUUUUAUUUGGAGGGGUGUCAUACUUUGUUUUGUCAGGAGAGAAUGCUUGUCACACUUCCAUACCACAUACACACGAAGUCAUGGCUGCGAUUAAGGGUUCUAGUGACUCUCGACUAGUUGUAUGACAGCAUAUUUAAUAGUAGUUAACAUUUUAUGAUCCUA
Messenger RNA from Theobroma cacao (cacao), 1665 nucleotides. RefSeq names its product phosphate transporter 3;3 (gene PHT3;3). Gene Ontology annotation, cellular component: mitochondrial inner membrane. Gene Ontology annotation, molecular function: phosphate transmembrane transporter activity. NCBI's taxonomy places the organism in Eukaryota, Viridiplantae, Streptophyta, Magnoliopsida, Malvales, Malvaceae. The record is from RefSeq and is a predicted model, not a curated record. Gene Ontology annotation, biological process: mitochondrial phosphate ion transmembrane transport.